Bombyx mandarina (wild silkworm) is the source of this 1135-nucleotide messenger RNA. RefSeq names its product Ferritin 2 light chain homologue (gene Fer2LCH). NCBI's taxonomy places the organism in Eukaryota, Metazoa, Arthropoda, Insecta, Lepidoptera, Bombycidae. The record is from RefSeq and is a predicted model, not a curated record.
UAAUUUAUUUUGUGUUCGAUUUUGCGACUAACCCGCUGUCAAUCGUAACGCUGAUAAAAUAUUAAAAUAAAUUACAAUCUGUUGUCUUUGUGCGGACGUUUUCAUCUAGACGAGUCAUUGUUGGAAGUCGCCUUCUGCGCCAGUGUGUGUAAAGGCAGUACUUUCGACAUACGUCAAACGCACUUGUUAUUUUUUCGAGAAUUCGCCACUAAAUAAAUCGCAUCAAAUAUGAAGGUGUAUGCUCUCAUCGUUGCCUGUCUGGCUCUGGGUGUGCUGGCCGAGGAAGACUCAUGCUAUCAGAACGUCGACCAAGGAUGCAGACGGACUUUAAGUCUGCCGCACUGCAGCGCGUAUUACGGCCAAUUCAAGGACAACCACGUUGUAGCGAACGAACUGAAGGCAUUAGCCUCACUGUAUUUGAAACGUUCCUACCAUUAUCUCCUAUCGGCCUCCUACUUCAACAACUACCAGACGAACAGGGAAGGAUUCGCGAAGCUCUUCAGGAAAUUAUCGGACGAUUCUUGGGAGAAAACCAUUGGUCUCAUAAAGCACGUCACUAAGAGGGGUGGGAAGAUGGACUUCUCGAGUCACACCACACUGAAAGGCGACAAGGGCAGCAACUACACCGUCGAGGUCGGCCACGAGAUCGGAGCCCUGGCCAAAGCCUUGGACACGCAGAAGCAGCUCGCCGAGAGGAUUUUCUUCAUCCACAGGGAAGUCACUAAAAACAGCGACCUCCUCCACGAUGCCGAGAUCACUCAAUACAUCGAGGAGGAAUUCGUGAGUCAGCAAGCCGAUACGAUUCGUAGCCUCGCGGGUCACACCUCGGACCUCAAGCGGUUCAUAACCGAGAACAACGGGAAAGACUUGUCUCUCGCCGUGUACCUCUUCGACGAGUACCUCCAGAAGGUCGUCUAAACAAACUUUUGAAACCCCAUUCAAUUCUACCAUUUAGUAGUAAUUUUUUUUAAACAGGCUACAUUAAACUUUUAGGUACAAAUAUGGCUGUUUAAUCGUGAUGUAUCCAUUUUUGUUUUAAGCAAAAAAUAUGUUAUGUAAUUGUUUUUAAGCGUUUAGUGAAAUAUAGUAUGUACCCUCAAUAAUUAUCUUCGAAUAAAGAUUUUAGCCGCCAUAA